AAUCAAAAUCAGACCGUACGAUGCAUUAUUAAUUAAUUAUUUUCGACGUAGAUCCUAAAACUAAAAGAGGCAAGAAAAAACAACCAAACAAUUAUAAAGAAACACUCCAAAAAUCAAAUUCAUGCGAGAAUCAAUGUUAAUGAUUGUUGAAAGUUGAAGAAGAUGCACAGCAAAAUUGUUGCAGGAGUAGAACUAGUAAUACGUCCUUCAUCAGCUUUUUGUGGACUGAAUCACCGUCAUCAUCAUCCAUUCUUGUUCAAGACUCUUUGCUGCACCAACAAUUCUUCUUCGGACCAUAAGUUCAGGUUCAAUCUUGGGGGUGAUAGGAAGUGGAAGUUCAAAGAUAUUGAUGCCAGUACAGUACAAGAAUCAUUAAAUCACUGGCUGUCAAAGACACAGAACUUUUGGAAUGACGUUACUUCACCACUGGUAAAAACUGUAAAUGAUAAAAGAACCAGUUUUCAUGAUGAUACGCAAGAUACGGAGGAAGUAUUCAUGGCUGAACAGACUGUUGAUAGCCAAACACCAGAUGGUGAGCUUUCUGUAGCUGCCAUUCUUUCCAUUGAGCAAUUUAGCAGGAUGAACGGAUUGACUGGGCAGAAAAUGCAGAAGAUAUUCAAAGCACUUGGUCCUGAAUCUCUUCAUAGUGAUGCUCGUAGUUUGGUUGAAUACUGCUGCUUUAGGUUUCUGUCAAAGGAUACUUCUAUCCUUCAUCCUUGCCUGAAGGAACCGGCAUUCCAGAGACUAAUUUUCGUAACUAUGCUUGCCUGGGAGCAACCAUAUAGGAACAGAGGAGACUCCCGAGUUAAAUUUGCACAGAAGCAUUCUCUCCAGCUAAAGAGGAGACUAGUUGGAGAAGAGGCUUUUGUUCGUAUUGCUCCUGCUGUUUCUGGUAUUGCUGAUUGGACAACAGCACACAACCUUUUCAAAGCUCUUGCUGGUAAUGAUCGGGGCAUCUCAUUUACCUCAUGGUCCACAUACAUCUGUGAACUUCUCAAAGUGCAUGAAGGACGGAAGUCAUACCAGUUUCAAGAUCUCUCCCAGCUCCAUGAUGAGAGAAUCUUGUGCAUUGCUUCUGGUGGAAAACACCCUGUUCUUAGAUGGGAGAAUAAUAUGGCAUGGCCUGGAAAACUAAUUUUGACUGAUAGGGCCCUUUACUUCGAGGCAAUUGGUUUGAUGGGAAAAAGAAAUACAUCAAGAUUGGAUCUUACAGGAGAAGGUUCACGCAUAAAGAGAACAAGAGUUGGGCCGCUGGGCUUUGACUUUCUAGAUUCUGCUGUAUCUGUCACUUCAGGCCCUCAGUUAGUUAAAGAUCACAAUUCACAGAUAUACAACGUUCCAUCCUUCGAACAAAUAGCUUUCCAAAAGUUGGAUACAUGGGUAUUAGAAUUUGUCGACUUUGGAGGAGAAAUGAGACGGGAUGUGUGGUGUGCAUGCAUCAGUGAAGUAAUUGCUUUAUACAAGUUCAUACGAGAAUUUGGUCCCGAGGAAGGUGAUCAAUCAGUAUACAAUGUCUAUGGUUCCCAGAAAGGGAAGGCAAGAGCAAUUUCGUAUGCUACCAAUGCUGUAAAGAGACUUCAGGCUCUUCAAUAUUCUCGAAAGCUCUUGGAGGAGCCAACUAAAUUGGUUCAGUUCUCAUAUUUGCAAAAUGCACCUUAUGGUGAUGUCGUUCUACAAACUUUAGCAGUCAAUUGUUGGGGUGGACCAUUGAUUGCAAAAGUGACUGAUCAAGAGUAUCAAUCAAGGGAAUCUCCUGGAUCCACGAAUGAUGCAACAGAAAGUAGUAGUUAUGUGUUUGACAUAGAUGGAAGUGUGUACCUGCAGAAGUGGAUGAAGUCUCCAUCAUGGGCUUCUAGUGCUUCACUUGCUUUUUGGAAGAACCCGCGAUCGAAACGAGGGAUAGUUUUCAGUAAAAAUCUUGUUGUCGCUGAUAUGAAUUUGAUGGAAAAAGCAGCAUUGAUAUGUAGAGAUAAAUAUCAAGUAGUAGAGAAAACGCAAGCCACAAUUGACGCUGCAAUGAUUGAAGGGAUACCUAGUAAUAUUGACCUGUUUAAGGAACUUGUGUUUCCUUUAACAAUUAUGGUAAAAAACUUUGAGAAACUUAGGCAUUGGGAGGAUCCCCUAUUAACUGCCUCUUCUCUUGCACUCGCAUAUACAAUUAUAUUCAGGAAUAUGCUAUCUUAUAUUUUACCAGCAAUGUUAAUGGGCUUGGCUGCUGGCAUGUUAUUACUUAAGGGGCUCAAGGAGCAAGGCCGGCUUGGAAGAUAUUUUGGAAAAGUAACCAUACGUGAUCAGCCACCAUCAAACACACUACAGAAAAUUAUUGCAGUCAAAGAGGCCUUGCGUGAAGUUGAAAAGUAUCUGCAGAGCUUGAAUGUGUCGCUGCUCAAGAUUCGAGCAAUUAUUCUUGCUGGCCAACCUCAGAUUACAAUGGAAGUUGCUCUGGCUCUAUUAGUUGGUGCAACCAUUCUCUUAAUUGUUCCAUUUAAGUACAUUGCUGCUUUCCUGAUUUCUGAUGCAUUCACCCGAGAACUCGCGUUCCGAAGGGAAAUGGUUUUGAGAUUCAUGACCUUUCUGAAGGAGCGGUGGGAAACAGUGCCUGCCACCCCAGUUGUUGUACUACCAUUCGAGGAUGAUGAGUCCGAUGCACCAAACCAAAGAAAGGAGUCCAGCAAUGAUGUAGUAAAACCAGAUAAACAGUUAAAGCAGUAGGUUAUUGUAAAUCUUCUUCUAGGCAACUUUCUUCCUUCUUUUUUUCUGUUUUGUUCUUUAUAGUAGGUGGUUACAGCAGGUGUGACGGGUCGAAGACUGAAGCAGAAACAGUUUUUUCCCCUUAAAAACAGUAUCAUUUGGGUGGGAUUUCGUAAUUUAGCCUCUUGGAACAUACGUGAUAAAAAUAUGAUUGAUUUUGUGUAUAUAUCCGUCUAACAAUUUCCCAUGGGGGAUUUAUACCUGAUCCAUGCAUAAUAUCAGGAAAAAUAUAUACAAA
Molecule: messenger RNA, 2989 nt
Organism: Solanum dulcamara
Lineage: Eukaryota; Viridiplantae; Streptophyta; Magnoliopsida; Solanales; Solanaceae
Exons: 12
Coding region: 163-2712 (849 amino acids)
Source: RefSeq, a predicted model, not a curated record